CGUUUCACGUGUAGCGCGUGCAGAGUUGUCGCUGGCUCCUCCCAUCGUCGAAUCAAGCUCCAGACAGUGUGAAUCUCACCGGACGCCGGAGUUGUAGAACGACACGGAACAGCGAGCGGCAGACAUGGCGAUGCUGAAAACAGCCCACCAACGCGAUGCAAACGACGCCGCAGACGGAAAAUUCGUGUGCCCCGUGUGUUUGGAAAUAUUCACCCGUCCGAUGACCACACAGUGUGGACACACAUUCUGCCAGAGUUGUCUACAGGAGUGUUUACGGCCUCAGAAAGCAGUGUGUGCUGUCUGCAGAUCAGAUCUGAGCGAGUGGACUAAAGCCGAUGCUUUGGAAGAGCUCAUUCACAGAUCAUCAGGAAGAUGCAAAGGCUGUGGAAAUGAGGUACCUUUGUCCCAGAUGAGAUCCCACACAGAAACUUGCUCCAAAUAUCAAGACUAUGUCAAAGAGGGUAUGAAGUCCAUUUCACAGAAACAGCCUUCCAUUGCCAGUUCAGUGCCGAACCGCUUCACGUUCACCUGUCCCUACUGUGACCUCCCUAACUUUGAUCAGGAUGGUCUGUUGGAACACUGCACCUCACGGCACACACAUGACCCACGUCCAGUGGUGUGUCCAAUUUGUGCCUCCAUGCCCUGGGGUGACCCCAAUUACAGGAGCACCGACUUCUUUCAGCACAUCAAGAUAAGACAUGCUUUCUCUUACGAUACUUUUGUGGAUUACGCUACAGAUGAACAAACCAUGAUCCAGGAAGCUCUACAGCGCUCUCUUAUGGAUAACUGAUGUUACGGGACUUAAAUCACAAGCUAAACACACACACAAAUCUAUAAUCUGUUUUUAUUAGAGGUUGAGGGCUAUUUUGCUGCAAAACUAUUUUUAUCAGACAUGUAUAGUACAUCCAGCAGAAGUUGGCGAUUUUGUGUCUGAUGUUCCAAAACACUCCAAAUCAUAUGUCUCAUAUAUUAUAGCAACUGUCAUUUAUGUAUGCUAAAGAGUUGAUAUUUCAUGAGAAAUGUGUUCAUAAUUAACGUAAACGUGUGUAACGCUGCAGCCCGGUAUAUAAAAUAUUCCUGUUAUUAUUAUAA
This is a messenger RNA of Triplophysa rosa, 1092 nucleotides long. RefSeq names its product ring finger protein 114 (gene rnf114). The transcript has 6 exons. Gene Ontology annotation, molecular function: ubiquitin protein ligase activity. The record is from RefSeq and is a predicted model, not a curated record. Bases 125 to 790 code for a protein of 221 amino acids. Gene Ontology annotation, biological process: ubiquitin-dependent protein catabolic process; protein polyubiquitination. Lineage: Eukaryota; Metazoa; Chordata; Actinopteri; Cypriniformes; Nemacheilidae.